ACACACACUUGCAUCCCUCCUUCUCAGUUCCCACCUCCCCAAAACCCUACACCACCCAACCAUGCUCCUCCGGCGACCCCUCCAAACCCUCACCCUCCCUCUCCUCCGCCGCCACCUCUCCUCCGCCGCAGCCGAGGCGGUCGUCUCCCCGGCGGACACUCACCACGCGGACCCCCUCUCCCCGCCGUACGACUACCUCCCUGGCCACCCGCGGCCGGACGCCAAGCACGACGAGGUGAUCCUCGCCGUGCCGCGCGCCUCCUCGGGGCGGCACGUGGCCGCCAAGGAGCGCAAGGCCGGGCGGGUCCCCGCCAUCGUCUUCGAGCAGGAGAACGGACAGGAGGGAGGCAACAAGCGCCUCGUCUCCGUGCCGUCCAAGCAGAUCCGCAAGCUCGUCGACCACCUCGGCCGGUCCUUCUUCCUCUCCAGGCUGUUCCGGCUCCAGGUCUGGUCGGAGCACGCCGGGCAGGGGGACCUCGUCGAGAGCGUCCGCGUCCUGCCGCGCAAGGUACACUUACAUGCUGGCACUGAUGAACCUCUGAAUGUCACGUUCAUGAGAGCCCCUUCUUCUGCGCUUCUCAAAAUAGAUGUUCCUUUGGUGUUCAUUGGAGAGGAUGCCUCACCUGGUCUCAGGAAAGGAGCUUACUUCAACACCAUAAAACGAACAGUCAAGUACCUCUGCCCUGCUGACAUAGUACCACCGUACAUUGAAGUGGACCUGAGCGAGUUGGAUGUAGGACAAAAAUUGUUGAUGCGCGAUCUGAAAGUCCACCCUGCAUUGAAGUUGCUUCAGUCACCAGAUCAACCUAUUUGUAGCAUUAUAGGAUCGAGAGCACCUGAACAGAAGAAGGGAAAAUAACUUGUUCCCACUAUAUGAACUAUUUUGGACGCAGUAAGGUUCUUUUUUUUUUUUUUUGUUAUUCAGAUCUUAAUUCUCCUACUCGUAGGAUGAAUUUUACCCACAGACAGGUCACUGUUACCUCGGGAGGGAAUGUUUGGGGAAGCAAGAUGCUACAACCAGAAGCACUGCGGAAGUUGCCCAAACAUGGUUUUCUGGUGUUCACAUAAACUUCAGUGCGAUGAGCUUUGUUGAAACGGAACUUUUCAUUGUGAGCAAGGGGAAAGUCUUGAUUGUUUUCGUUUUAAUGUAGCAUUACACGAUUUCGAUAACAGAAGUUUGUAAGAAUGGUAAGAAAAGAUGCUCCUAUAUCUAGCCAUUAUGA
Molecule: messenger RNA, 1223 nt
Organism: Phragmites australis (common reed)
Lineage: Eukaryota; Viridiplantae; Streptophyta; Magnoliopsida; Poales; Poaceae
Exons: 3
Coding region: 62-859 (265 amino acids)
Biological process (GO): translation
Cellular component (GO): cytosolic large ribosomal subunit; ribosome
Molecular function (GO): 5S rRNA binding; structural constituent of ribosome
Source: RefSeq, a predicted model, not a curated record